AUGUCUUUGAUGCUCCCCCUCCCAGCGCCAAUGUCCCAUUCGUCUCCCCCACUCCAUCCGCGAUCCAGUCCACAUACCCCUACCCGCUCAUCGCCGACCUCGCCCCGGCUGUCCCGCCCCUCGACCCCGCCGUCCCUCAAGGACUUCCAAGGGAAUGUGCUCUCUACAGGCCAGCCCAUCUCCGCACCGACCACACCAGUCACACCUACCCAUUUCUUCCACUUGGAGCCCGGGACAAGCCAUAUGGAGAGAUGCCGCUCCUCGGAAGCAGGGCUAGGCAGCCAGAAAGUCACGACAGCACCGGUCGGAGAUGGGCGGGAUGGACGCAGGCGGGACGUCAAGGCAACAAGCUUGCUCUUCAAGACAGUGCCGUCUAAAGAGCAAAUACAGGAUCUGGAGAACGGCGAGACGUACCAUCUGGGAGCGCCAGUACCGAUUGCUCGGGUGGAGAGCCGUAGUCUGCCCGAGGUAGAUCCGGUGGAGGAUGACAAGAUGGACAUUGACCUGGAUGAUCAGCCGGAUCUGCUGAGCGAGGAAGCAGUAGCAGAGAAGAUGGCGGCGAUGCAGGAGGAGGCACCGCAGGUCUGGGGUAUGCCAAAGUGGGGCUGUGAGGAGGACCGGAACGAAGUCCGGAAGGGUGUCAGGCUGUUGGGGAUGGAGGAGCUACCCGCCCUGGUUGGACAGCAUAACAUGAUGGACGUCCCCAGUCAGAUCCUCUUCCCUUGGCUGCACGGGAUCUCGGAUGACGGGCAGAAAGGCCAAGAUAUGGCAGCCUUCUUCGGUCGAUCACCUCCUUUCGCUCCACCGCCCUAUCGAGGCCUCUGCCUUCUUCUCGCCCCGGCUCACCCGCUCGACUCGCGCCCCACCUUCCCUCGACCCAGCGCCAUGCGGCUGCCUAGCCAGCGGUAUCACUCCUCUUCCACCGAUAACGAGCAUGACUAUCGGGAACCGCGCGAGCGGUCCGAGACCAUGUCUACGUCUUCGGAAUCAUACGGCUCAUCCAACGAAACAGACAUGACCUCCCCCUCCAUCUCCGAAUUUCAACCCAAGACGCCCGACUCGCCAGUCCGGCUUCCACCCGCCAUGGAGCCAGAGAUUGUCAUCUCGGAAGACGACGUCCAGAUGCACCCUUGCGAGUCGAAGCGGGUCUCGGGCGUCGCCAAGUCGCAAGGGCUGGACCAAGAGAAUCAUCCUCUUCCCUGUCCUCCCUCGCUCGGUCAUAGCGAGGAGGAGUCGUCGAGCUCUUCCGCCUCGGCCAGUGCGGAGGAAUUGGGACCAUCAUGCCUCUUCGCCAACGCCCUGCAUGCCCAGGACAUCUUCAACUUCCCGGCCUUCUCGACCGAGGCGUACAAGGGCGAAGCUACCUUCCGCCGUCCACGCCUUCCUCACCAUAUCAAUCUCCGCAAUCUCAAUAUCCAGCAAAUCAAGUACGCAACCAUCUCGGACAUCAUCCUCUACGCCAAAGGCGGCGCUGGAGCUGGCGUCAUUCAGAUCGCCGAGAUGAUCGCGGAGGCUCAGGAGGAGAUGUACCAAUCUCGCAUGAAGGAGUACUACGAGCACCAGCGGGAGGCGGGACGAGGGGAAGGAGCGAGCGAGCCGGUGCGGUACGGCGUCUGGGUCCUGCUGGAACCGUUUGAGCAGGUCGAGAAGUUUGCACCGCACCUGGUCAAUCUCGAUUCGUGCGGCAACACGACGGCGCAUUCCGUCCUCACCGACCUGUUUGAGCGGGAAGGGCUCGAGUCGCGAGCGAUGACCAAGGCGUGCGAAGUGGUUGAGGGGUUCUGGGUGGGGAAUCACUCGGAUGUCCCUGGCCCAGAAGACGGGGAUGGCGGGUCGUCGAUCAACUUUGAUCUUUGCCUCCGAGCAUCGGAACUCCUCGACAUGCCAAGCUCGUCUAUGCUGACAAGCGCAUACCGUCAGCUCGCGGACCUCGAUAAGCGGAGGAAAGCGGAAGGCAGCUUUACCCAGUCGUCUUGGGUCGCCAGCCCCGCCACCAUUGCUCUUCGUAAUCUCCUCUCGCCGAGCGGCGCCGCCACUCCCGUCUCUGAUACCGGGUCUAAACGCGCCAGCUCCCCGGCAGACGACACCACGCCAACCAAGAACCCUCGGAAAUCCCGCGCGGCGGUCCCCGUCGAACCGGUCCACCUUGACUGUGCCGGCUCAUGUCGCACAAUCACAGGCCAACUGCGGAACCUGGGCACCAUGACCGACCGGGUCGUCGAGCUCGUCUACUUUCUCCGCAAAAUUGUGGAAGGGCGGGACAAGUCGCGCGUCAAGCGCAGAGUACUCGUGCACUGCCAAGAUGGUUACACCGAGUCUAGCAUCAUCGUCCUCGCGUACAUCAUGUCGAGCCUCAGCAUCUCGUUGCCAGAGGCAUACCUCCACCUUCAGCUCAAUGCCAAACGGAGCUUCUUCCUCUAUCCCUCGGACAAACCUCUUCUCCGGCGGGUCGACGCGCGAUUGACCGCCGACCGUAAAGCCCAGGCGCUCAAGCUCGUCAGCUCCCCAUCUCCUUCGUCUAGCUCGACAUCCCUUGCCUCGGCUCCUUCCCCGACAACUUCUUCACCCAUUUCCAGCCGGUGGAAGGCAUGGGGAUUUGGCGUCAAGGACUCUGUCUCCACCUCGACGACCACUACUGCAACAGCGGUGGCCGUCUCGUCAGCCAGCUCAGACCACCAGCAGACGGUGGAUGUGGCACGGCAGAUGCUGCUCACCGAGGAGAAGGGAGGUUCGAAGGAGAGUCAAGAUGCGAAAGUCUGGUUUGAGGAUAAACGGUUUGAUGGCUUCCCCAGCCGAAUCAUGGACUUCUUGUACCUUGGGAACCUGCAACUUACAAUCAGUGAACACGCCGGUAAUGCAGCGAUGCUCCACGCUAUCGGUAUCACCCACGUCGUAUCCGUUGGCGAAUCCCUUAUCACCUGCCCGACAGACUUUGAUCCCAUGUACGGCCAGAUCGGGUCGAAUACGCUUUCUGCAGAGCAUGCCGCGGGUCGUAUCAAGGUGCUUGAUCUCACGGAUAUCCGGGAUGAUGGGAACGACCCGCUCAGGCCGCUCAUUGCGAGGGCUUGCACGUGGAUUGAGGAGGCUCGGCAGAGUGGCGGGACGGUAUUGGUCCAUUGUCGCGUGGGAGUUAGCCGGAGCGCCAGUAUCGUCAUGGCGUACAUGAUGCAGCAUCGCAAGAUGGGGCUCAUGGACGCUUACCUCCUUACCAGGGCUCGGCGCCUGAAUGUCUUGAUCCAGCCCAACCUCCGAUUCUUCCACGAGCUCUUCGGCUGGGAAGUCGAGCUCGCCAAAGCCGAAGAGAAGAUCUGUCAGAUGAAGAAGGACGAGCUGGAGCGGAAUGGGUUGAAGGAUGAAGGGGAGCUCGAGGCACUCAGAAAAGCGGAGGAGGGGAGGAGGAGGAUAUACUACUCGUGGCCGAGUUUCUGUCGGGAUCUGCACUGCUUGAACCGAAGAUUCUUGUGCAAUUGA
Molecule: messenger RNA, 3471 nt
Organism: Dioszegia hungarica
Lineage: Eukaryota; Fungi; Basidiomycota; Tremellomycetes; Tremellales; Bulleribasidiaceae
Product: protein tyrosine/threonine phosphatase
Exons: 7
Coding region: 1-3471 (1156 amino acids)
Biological process (GO): nuclear DNA replication; protein dephosphorylation
Molecular function (GO): protein tyrosine/serine/threonine phosphatase activity
Source: RefSeq, a predicted model, not a curated record